AUGUAUGGUGAUUCCCGAGCAUACUCGGCGGAUUCGAUUGCUAUAUUUCCUUCAACUUCGCAACCCAAGAGAGAAGAGAUUGCAAAGAGCAAAGAACCGUCGAUGGACUCUGAGAGUAGAAUCAACUUUCAUGACUACAGACAGUAUCAGCACUACCAGAACAAUUCUGGGUUGUUGAGGUUCCGCUCAGCUCCGAGCUCUUUGCUUGCAAGUUCCACAGAUGGGGUUGUUAAGAAUUGCAAUUCGAAUCAAGAACAUCAAGGGUUGAAUUCAAGAUUUAGUUCCUCUACCAGGAAUGGAACUUUGAUUUCAGAGAGUUUUCAUGAUUUGGAAGAUAAUAAACCUUUGGAUAAUGGGUCUUAUUCCUUGAGUUCACAAUACCCACCUCAGUAUCCGAGACAAGUUACAGGAACCCAAGUGUAUGGUGUGGAUUAUAGGGUUGUGAGUUCAAUGGGAAUGGAACAUCAGGGGCAAGGAAAAUUGGGUUCCAAUCUCAUGAGGAAAAAUAAUUCCCCAGUUGGGUUUUUCUCUCACCUCACUGCUCAAAAUGGCUAUGCCACGAUGAGAGGUAUUGGAAACUACAGACUGGAAAAUGGUUCUAAUGAUGAUUUAAGUCCACCAUCAAGCAGGUUGAAAGGUCAGAUGAAUUUCUCCUCCAGGGUACCAUCUUCCUUGGGAAUUUUGUCUCGAAUAUCUGAAAAUGAGAGUGAAAACAUUGCGGUGAGUGGUCCUGAGGGUGAAAGGCUUGGAAAUGGCAAUGGAGAGACUCAAUUUUCCAGCUUUGGAUACCCAUUUGGUUCAUGGAAUGAUUCGUCACAGUUCACACCGAGUUUCACUGGCCUGAAGGGGGAGAGAGACGAUGAUGGGAAAUUAAUUGCUGCUAUUCAGAAUGGGGAGCUAGGAAAUCACAUGCCUAUUUUGUCACACCACUUAAGUUUACCAAAGACUUCAGCUGAAAUGACUGCCAUGGAGAAGUUACUACAAUUUCAAGAUUCUGUUCCCUGUAAAAUCCGUGCAAAGCGAGGUUGUGCCACUCAUCCACGAAGCAUUGCAGAGAGGGUAAGAAGAACUCGGAUCAGUGAACGAAUGAGGAAACUGCAAGAGCUUGUUCCAAACAUGGACAAGCAAACGAACACAGCAGAUAUGUUAGAUUUGGCUGUUGAGUACAUUAAAGACCUUCAAAAACAGUACAAGACUCUUAGCGAUAAUCAGGCAAGUUGCAAAUGUUCCAGUAUGCAGAAGUCAGACCCUAAUCAAACAGUUUGA
Ilex paraguariensis (yerba mate) is the source of this 1266-nucleotide messenger RNA. The record is from the annotation of a GenBank genome assembly. NCBI's taxonomy places the organism in Eukaryota, Viridiplantae, Streptophyta, Magnoliopsida, Aquifoliales, Aquifoliaceae.